Messenger RNA from Podarcis raffonei (Aeolian wall lizard), 1500 nucleotides. RefSeq names its product osteopontin-like. The transcript is spliced from 18 exons. Gene Ontology annotation, biological process: ossification; cell adhesion. Bases 220 to 1194 code for a protein of 324 amino acids. The record is from RefSeq and is a predicted model, not a curated record. NCBI's taxonomy places the organism in Eukaryota, Metazoa, Chordata, Lepidosauria, Squamata, Lacertidae.
CUCUGUGCCCCUUAAAUCCUCCCACCCAAGACGAAAAAACAAGCACUGAACACAAAUGCUUGAUCGUGGUAAGGAACACUUCAACCAGUAGCUUUUGUCUGUUCUGAAAGUCAUUGAAUGGGGAGGGGGAGAGAUGUGGUGAUAAGAAAGCUAAUGGUCUCCCCCCCUUUCGACUUCAUGGGUGACAACUGGUGGGUUGGUUUCUUGGGAAGGGUUUAAAUGCCAGGGGUCUGUAGCCAUCCAGCAGAAGAAGAAGAAAGGAAGAGACUGAGUAAGCCAAGAUUGCUCCAAGCUCCACUCUCAGAUAACAUCUUUUUCAGGGGAUCUUUCACAAUGAAGACUGCUGUGAUCUGCUGGUGCCUUUUCAGCAUUGCCUUGGCUUUGCCAAUUCACCAUGAAAAAGAUGGCCGUGUCGAGAGGGACCAGGAAAUAAAGAAGAGCGCUGAGGUUAAUUCUGAUCACCACGGCAAAGAAGCUGAGGCAGCCAAAGAAAAAACUGAACAGGAACAUUGGUUUCUAGAAGGAAGCGAUAAAACUAAGGAAGGAAAGGACCAUUCAUCUCCAGCAGAUAGCGAUAAAACCAAGGAAGAAAAGGAGCAUUCUUCUAAAGCUGAAGGCGACAAACCCAAGGAAGAAAAGGAUUCUAAAGAUAAGCCUACUUCCAAGAGCACUCGGGCGCUGAAAACACCGGAUGCUGAAAAUCAACCUGCUUUCAAGGAUCUGGAAAAAGUUGGUCUGAAGUCAUUUGCUUUGGACGUGAGAGAAGAUGACCAGGAGGCUGAGGAUGCUGAAAACCAUCCUGCUGUCAGACAACUGCAAGCUCUAUUAGAAGAUUUUCAGGAUGCUGCAAACCGUCCUGCUGUCAAACAACUGCAAGCUCCAGCAGAAGAUAAUCAGAACUCACCUGCUUCGGACUUGACAGAGGUUGACCAAGAGAAUUCACCUGCUUCGGACACCAGAGAGGAUGACCAAGAGGAUGCUGAAAACCAUCCUGCUGUCAAACAACUGCAAGCUCCAGCAGAAGAUUAUCAGAGUGCUCCUUCUUCAGAUGAAGCUAUAGAGAAGAUUGAACCACAAGUAUCCUUUUUAACAGAAGAAAACAAUAACGUUGCUGAGCAACAGGUCUUUGAUGAAAGUGAACCGUCAGCCGAUGUCCUCGGGGAUUUCCAGGACAGUGAGGAAGCUGAAGCUUGAAGUGUAGAAGUCUAAUAUGAAACCUGUGCCUCUAAAAUAACUACUAUCAUCAGAGGUCUUUGAAACUGCCUAGCAUUGACAAUGAAAUUUCUGCUUUCAAAGCAAGGAAGAUAAACAUUAAAAUGUGGACAGAAAUCAGUAAUAUUCUUUUUCUCAGCUAGGCAGAUGGGAAACUUGUUUUCACGUCAACAUUUAUUUUCAAGAAUGAGUUUGAUUUCAGUUAGUAAAGAUCCAAAUACAACAAGCUUUGCUAUAUAAACAAAUUGAAGCCUUUUAGUUCUCAUUUCCACUAAAGCAAUGCAAGCC